This is a messenger RNA of Bursaphelenchus okinawaensis, 3632 nucleotides long. NCBI's taxonomy places the organism in Eukaryota, Metazoa, Nematoda, Chromadorea, Rhabditida, Aphelenchoididae. The record is from the annotation of a GenBank genome assembly.
AUGGUGAGUGUAAACAUGUGGCAGAACCAGAUGUGUCACCUUGUUGACGUACGAAGUAGAGGAUAAGCUUUGGGAGAAGUUAAACCUUACAACACUGACUUACGAUAAGUAUGAUUACAAGGUUUAGGUACUAUUUCGGAUUAUUCUCGAUGUUCUAAACCUGUAUUAAACUUAGUAAGGUAUCAAACAUCAUGCUCGGGAUUGUGUUAUAGUAAAACUGUCUUAUUGUAAUAAGAUCUAAGGUUAUUACAAAUAUUACAAGUAGCUUAAGGCAUUGUAAUGUGUAUACGUGAUGCUUUUUUACUAUAUAGGUAUGUUUUUUAGCUAUUUUUAUAGUAAUUUACAAGCAUUUUUUACCAUUACAUAUACUUAAGUAUGGUUUACCGAAAGAUUGAGUAAAGUUGUUAUGUCAAUUGCUUAUGGUCGUAUAUGCACUUUAGAGUUUGCAGAGAAUUAAGUAAUAUGUGAUUAUUGUAUGCAGAUAAGACGGUUGUUGUUAAUGUUAUACCUUACUUAUAAGUAAUUAAAUUUAAAUCCGGAAGUCAUUUUCUAAUUAGAUUCGGAUAAGCUUAUUCAAUUACAUUACUGUAAAGGAUAAUCAGCGCUUAACUGACAGACAUUGUCGUACCUUAUUUCAUGACCUCUUAAUGGGCAUGUCUGGAAGUGUUACACUAUAUAUAUUGUUUUUGUAAUGUCGUAGUAUCGUGGAUAAUAGUUUUGUGGAAUUACUUUUUAAGAUAUUAUACAUGUUACUUGUUGUGGAUGAGUCUAACUUGUGUUCCUUUACUGUUUUAAUGGUAAAGUUUGUUACGUUACUGUUCUGCCUAGACUUUUGUAAUUAAACGUACAGUUUAGAAUGCGUCAUACGAUGUUGUACACAAAAUUAUGUGGGUGGCACGAAAAUACCCAAAUAAGUAAUGCAAUAGUACAAGAAGUGAGGAAAGUGCACUGUGAGCCAAUUAAAAGAGAACCUGGAUGAGACACGAGUAAGAACAGUUUAAUGUGAGAGCGUUGCCUUGACUACCUGACUACAAUGUUUGGACAGUAAGCAGUAGAGUUAUAUUAUGAAAGGACGUGCGACAACAUUGGCUUCGGCUUAAAAUUGGCGGUAAACAAUUGUUACUACGAUUGGAUUACACUGCUUUACAUACCUUAUUCUUUAGCCGAACUGUAAUUCUAUUACUGCACAGUAACUACUCUUUAACUCAGUUAUCGUAGUCUCUCGCAUUAUUAACAUAAUUACCGUAUCCGAUCGCUUUACUUUGGUUUAUAGUACAAGUUCGUCACCGUGGUAGGUUUUAAGUUACAGACGGUUACAUUUGGUUCGCGAAGGUCGAGCAACUCGUUCUUUCGUUUAAGAUAACAUUGAUGAAACGUUUUGUUAAGAUUACUUCAAGAUACUAUAGAACGGUCCAAGAUUACCUUAACAUACGUUUAUUUAAUCACCUUAGUACCUGUUUUAAUGAUAUUUUAUUUAAAUUUAAAGUAAUUUAAACACACUUGGUUUUACUUUAUUAUUUACCGCAGUUAAUAAUACAGUAAAUGAUAAAGUUGCCCAAAAGAUGACAUUUUUCACAAUAUACUUAAAAUACAAAAGACAAUAAUAAUAUAAUGAUAUUAUGUAUAAUAUAUUGUUUUGCAAGUGACAUUUUAAAAUUUUGCUAAAUAAGGAUUAAAGGUUGGCAGUUUUAAUAUUUACGAGUUAUAGAAAUGUCACGGUGAUUAAGUAUUCACAGGUUUUGUGGACUCGUACUGUGUUCUACAUUUACACACUUUGAGUUUAACCGUUUUGUCUGGGGUCAAGAAGUAUAGAGAAACCUUAAGGUUUUAUAUGUAGUUGUAAAAGUUUUGUCGGUUUUUAACGCUAAUAUGAAAAUACGCUGACGACAAAACUUUUUCGAUUUUAUUUUGGAUGUUUCGUAUUUUAAAGACAACUUGUGCUUCAAAAUAUAAUAUAAUUAUUUAAAAAGUUUAAAAUAGUCAAAAUAAAUUUAAAUAACUAAAAUAUUAAAAUUUAAAGGCGACGCCAACAACUGAGGAAACUGCGUCGCCGUCGCCGCCUUUCAACCCAAAUGGACGUCGCUACAAGUUGUGUUGUUGUCAUGUCAAGACCUUCACAGUGACCUUCAGUAUCGUCGAGAUCUUUGUGAUAUGUUUCCUGUUGAUAGCCGUGUUACCUGACAUCAGUGCUCGACUCUGCAACAUUGUACUCGACAGUGAGUUGGAGCAAGUCAUAGACGACAACUACACAAUCAGCUUUACUUUCGACAACAUUACCAUCAACAGUCUGUUGUAAGUAUUAUUGAAUGUAGGGUGCAAGUAUUGCUAUAUUGGUUGGUUUUAGUAUUAUAAUAUGCUAAUAUAUACCAAGAUGACAUAUAUUAAUAUGACAAUAUUAAAAAUUAUAUUCUGAGUUUGAUAUUGUUUGGGAUAUUACUUUCGUCAGUACGGUAAUCUUAUCAAGAAUUACAUUUGAAGUUUGAAGAAGUCGGUGUAACAAUUGGAAGUUCUGAUUGUAUUUUAAUCAGUUUUAUCACCUUAAGGGCUACUGUAGCAUGUGCAGUGUGUGAGGAAGAUAGCGUGAAUUUGAAAUAAUCAAAAAUUGCUUUUUAUAUCUUAAAUUGUCAUAACUUUAAACUAAACUUGUAGUGACUUGGAAGGGUUCCAAGAUGCUGGAUGCAAGAUCAAUGGUUUUUGGUUUGCCUGGGCUCUGAUACAGCUUCUUACAGUAAACUUGACCUUCUAUGGAUGUAAAAAUGUACGGUGGAAGUUCCUAAUACCUCAUUUGUUUUUUAGGUAAUAUACUUUUGAUCAGUACUUAAUAUGUCAUAAUAUACAUACCUCAUAACCGUAAAACAUCAUAGUAAAAAAUUUGUGCUAUUACAGUAAUUACCUAAAAACAACUACUGUAUAAUUAACUGUAUAAGAUACUAUAGUAAUGUUGAUUGCAGGUUGAUGUGCACAUUACUCUUGCUCUUCUUGUUGACGUUGUUAAUCUUCUCGGUCGUAACAUACGAUGACGAGACAGCUUACAACGUAUUUCUAAUCUUUUUGAAUGUUAUUGGACUACUCUUUGUUGGUCUGUUGGUUGUAAGUGCACAUAAUUAGUUACAUUUAGUUAGAGUAAAAUGUAAAGGAUAGCAUAGUUAAUCCAAUGUUUAUUUAGUAUAUACGUUAAGGCGUGCGCUAUAAAUAGAUAUAUUAACUAUAGAAAAGCAUGUUUAUGUGUUUGACAGUCUUGUAAAUUAUAUAUAUAACAUAUAACUGCGUAUUUGCAUAUACAUGUGUACUGACUAUAGUAACUUCUCUAAGACAUUACUUUGUAACUCCAAAGAAUGCCAUAUUGAAUAACAGUUAAGCCCUUUCAGUUCGUCCAGGUACGAUGUGCAGAGAUGUUGAAGAAGUCGGCGGACAGUGGUUACAGUGUAACCAGUACUAGUAACUUCGCUCCACCAACUAUAUCACUGUCAGAUCGACGACAACCAGACAAUGCCAUAGUGAACCGAGAGGCCAAGAUCGACAGUAUACAUCAACUGAACGUGAUCAGCGAGGAAGAGAGUCCCACUCCUGAUGAGGUACCAUCACUAACACACAAGAAACUACCCCCGCUGCGACAUACCUACAAGCCUUGA